AUGUAGACUAAUGUAAUUUGAAAUAAAGUACUUAGAAGUCACCAAACUUUUAUCAGAAUUUCACUUGACAAUUGCACGCAUAAGUGUAAAUCUUGACAAAAAAAAAGUCCGUUCGUUCUUGUCUUAACAUGCGUAAUGCGCUUGCGCUGAAAUACCCGUGGGUAGGGAUCCAACGUACGUAGAAGGAAGAUUUCCCUGCACAUCUGUUUUUGUGUUUAAAAGGAAACUGGCGGUGAAAGCAUGUCUGCAUGUGAAAUAACUUUAAGAGUCACUGGUCAGAGUAGCCAAGGUGGAAGAAAAUAUAUGGAAGAUGCAUUUGUUGUAGCAUAUCAACAAACAGAAGAUAAGAAAGAUUUAGAAUACGCUUUUUUUGGCAUUUUCGACGGCCAUGGUGGAAAGGAAGCUGCUCAGUACGCAAAAAAUAAUUUGUUGGAUAACAUCGUUUGCUUUAAAAACUUUUGGCAAGAUGAUGAUGAAAUGGUUUUAAAAGCCAUUCGUGACGGCUUUUUGACAACACAUCUUGCAAUGUGGAAAGAAGUGGAUAAUUGGCCAAAAACAGCCUCAGGCCUUCCUAGCACUGCUGGAACAACUGCAAGUGUAGCUUUCAUCCGCAAAGGAAAGCUGUAUACUGGACAUGUGGGAGAUUCAAGAAUUGUACUUGGUCUUAAAGAACCUGGUAUUGAAGAGUGGCAGGCGGAAUGCCUAACAAUAGAUCACAAACCAGAAUCUCCUGCAGAGAAACAACGCAUUCUUGAUUCAGGCGGUCUUGUAAUGAGCAAAUCUGGUGUAGAGAGAGUGGUAUGGAAAAGACCAAGGCCCGGCCAUCAAGGACCAGUAUUACGAAGCACUGAUUUUGACAAAAUACCUUUUCUGGCUGUUGCUCGUUCACUGGGUGAUUUGUGGAGUUUUGAUUACUUCCAGCAAGAAUUUGUUGUAAGCCCUGAGCCGGAUCUUGGUGUCAUGACUUUAGACGUAAAGAAAGAUAUUUGUCUUAUAUUGGCAUCAGAUGGUCUGUGGAAUAUUAUGUCUCCACAAGAUGCUGUUAAUUUAGUACAAGAUGUUGAAAAUGAAAAUAAGAAACUCAUUGCCAAAUAUGGAGUUUCAGAAAAUCUCCAUCUGACACUUUGCAACCCAUCGAAGGUACUUGUGGAUUGUGCGCUGGAAAGAUGGAAUCAGUUGAGAACGAGAGCAGACAAUACAAGUGUUGUGACUGUUAUGUUGGAUCUUAAUAAUUCAGCUGAAACUGAAGUGCUUAAAGAACAGCUUGUUCUGAAAAUGAAUUAUCCUCACACUUUGCAAGUAUGGGAUGUUGGAAAGCGUCCUAAGAACUGCUGCAUGUUCUCAAAAACAAAUGAUUCUGAACAUUCGAAAGAUUUACAAAGUGAUACAAUGGAUGACAAGAUAGUGGGAAAUAAAAUGGGCUAUCUUCAGUUAUCUUCAAAAUUGUUUGAUGGUGAAGGUUGUAGCAGUCAUACAGAAAGUGAUAGACAUACAAGUAGUCCAUUGCAGUCAUGUUCUAAUCUUUUACCAGAAUAUUUUGCACCAAAAACAUCCAAAAAGACGGAAAUGGAAGGUAUUGAAAACAGUCCAUGUCCUUUUCCUCGGUGGAGUAAAAGUGCGUCUGGGCGUACGAGUCUGUCCAAACUGGCUACAUGGAGCAAGGUCGUCAGCCAUCGCCGCAUGAGUGAUCCCUUUCCUAACCGAAAUUAUGAAUUAGGUCAUUCUUCUACUGAUGAUGUGUAUUCAUUAUCAGAUGAUGAAAACAAUCAGUUCAAUGAUGCAGAGAACUGCAACAGCUUGCUUUUCCGUGAAGGAAAAAUGAUCGACUUCUGUGAAGAAUUUAAUGAUGAAAAUGCAGUCUGCACCAGCAACGACUGCCUGAAACAGUACGAUGGUUCGAAAAACUCGACCACCGAUGAAAAGAUGUACAAGACUGCUUUAGAUAAUUUAUGUAAUCUAAAACAAGCCAUCAAAAGAAAAUAUCCCGGCACAGAAAUCUCUCAGUCGUACAUCAGUGGUGGUUCUCAAAGUACUGACAAAGGAGAAGGAGUUAGUUCACAUAAACGUAAACCUAGUUUGAUUAAUAUUGACAGACUCUCUGGGUCCAGCACAUUAUCAGAUGUACAAAGCUAAGAGAAUGCACAUUUAAUAAUAAUUAGACAUUUAAAGUGCAUAACGUUUCUCGACUAGAAUAUUAGUUGGAAAAAUGACUGUGAUAUGGAAUCUUUGAAUGUACUUGUUUAGUAAAAUUAUCGAGACUUCUUUUAUUACUAUGUAUAUUAUAUGUACUCUAGUCAUGUACAUGUUAAUAUAUAUGCAUAUAUUGAAUUUGUAAUUCCAUUCUCAUCAUACAUUAUAAAGUUGUAAUAUAUAUCUUACAUGUUAUUUAUUGAUACAUAUAUUGUUCCUUGGAUCUUUUGUCUUGCCUUAUGUUUUAAAUUUGUUACAUGACUUUUAACUGUAAGCAAGAUAAGGUCCUGUUUCUUUAAUAUAUAGUUAUAAUUUAUUGCAAGAUAUUUUGCAUAAUUUCUAAUAAUUUAUUGUUAAAUUGCAGACUGCCAUUUUGUUUUUGUAUAUAUAUAUAUAUAUGACUGGGUUUCCUAAUAGUUUAAUAUUUA
Messenger RNA from Stegodyphus dumicola, 2618 nucleotides. RefSeq lists its product as uncharacterized. Gene Ontology annotation, biological process: protein dephosphorylation. The record is from RefSeq and is a predicted model, not a curated record. NCBI's taxonomy places the organism in Eukaryota, Metazoa, Arthropoda, Arachnida, Araneae, Eresidae. Gene Ontology annotation, molecular function: protein serine/threonine phosphatase activity; cation binding.